This is a messenger RNA of Daldinia decipiens, 1530 nucleotides long. RefSeq names its product glycoside hydrolase family 71 protein. The record is from RefSeq and is a predicted model, not a curated record. Gene Ontology annotation, molecular function: glucan endo-1,3-alpha-glucosidase activity. The coding region runs from base 122 to 1444 and encodes 440 amino acids. NCBI's taxonomy places the organism in Eukaryota, Fungi, Ascomycota, Sordariomycetes, Xylariales, Hypoxylaceae. The transcript is spliced from 5 exons.
AUGGUACGUAGGACUAGGACACAUGUAAUUCUCUGGAUAUGUAGACUCCUUAGAACAUGACUCGUCCCACGUUCUAAUUUCCCUUCGUUCUACCUUUCAACAAUCUGUUGUAUCGACCACCAUGUACGGAAGAAUCAACUCGGCGCUGGCGUUACUGCUUGCCGGUUCCGCGUUCAUAACACGAUCCGUCGUGGAAAGCAAGCUCGUAUUUGCUCACUAUAUGGUUGGGUCUGUGGAUCCGCAAACCGCCCACGCGCAGCAGGAUAUCGACGGUGCUAUCAACGUUGGCUUUGAUGCCUUUGCCUUGAAUGUGGGAAACCCCGGGGCUGACUGGGCAAAGAACACCGUGCAGCAGCUAUUCGACUACGCGGGGGACAAGUCGUUCAAGCUCUUCUUCAGCUUCGACUUCUACGGCAACGGCGAUAUCAGCCAACACCAGGCUCUGUUCAGCCAGUUCAAGGACCAUCCCGCCCACCUCAAGUACGGGCCUAACGACUUACCAGUCGUCUCCUCUUACAGCGGGGGCAACAUUGGUCCCGAUACGUGGAGAAACUUCAAGAACACCAACAACGUCUAUCUCAUUCCCAACCCAGAGGCUGACGGCAACUACUACAACAACCCCACAGCUUUCUUCCAGAGCUGGGGCGAUGCCAUCGACGGCGUGUUCAGCUGGGAGACGGCCUGGCCCGAGACUUCGGAAACGCCCGCGAACGUGUCUUCGGUGAGGGACCAGGCGGUCAAGUCGGCCGCAGAUGCCGCCGGCAAGGCCUAUGUGAUGGGUCUAUCUUCGCUUCAAUACAAACACUGCUGCGGCGACUCCUGGUACCGAGGCGGCGAGACCAACCUGCCCGAGCGCAUGGAGCAAAUCCUUUCCGUCUCUCCCGAAUUCACCGAGGUCAUCACUUGGAACGACGCCGGCGAGAGCCACUACAUCGGCCCGUGCUGGGCCGAGGGCCUGACCGAAGAAAUCCUACAGUACGGCAACUCGGACGCAAUGCCGCACGACGGAUGGCAGCCGCUCCUCGCCUCCUUCGUCGACGCCUUCAAGGCCGGCGCCACCGACGUCAGCGCCAUGAAGCCGCGCAGCGGGGCUUUCGCAGGCGCCCUAUGGUACCGGGGCGUGCUGACCACGUGCAGCGGGGACAAGCCGCGGGGGUCCGGCGCGGCCGUCGACGCCGUGAACUACGCCGUGGUCCUCCCGGCGGACAGCAGCAGCGGCUUUAGCGUGCGCGUGUCCAGCGGCGGACAGGUCCUGGCGACGCAGCCGGUGCGCGCGGGCCUGAACUACAACUCGGUCGUGGGCAUGACCACGGGCCCGCAGAAGAUGGAGCUUAUCGACGGUGGCGGGCGCGUCGUUGCGUCGGCGAGCAGCGCCGUCGAUGUAUCCAACGAUGCCGCGAAUGGAUUCUGCAACUAUAACUACUAUGUUGCUGGCUUGCAGUAGAAUGCAUACCUACCUACCUACCUACCUAGGUUAGGUACCUAGCCUAACCUAAGUUUGAGAAAGGAAAAGGAAAAGGAAAAGGAAAA